Messenger RNA from Cynara cardunculus var. scolymus (artichoke), 607 nucleotides. Its product is annotated as phylloplanin-like. The record is from RefSeq and is a predicted model, not a curated record. Bases 63 to 518 code for a protein of 151 amino acids. The transcript is spliced from 2 exons. Lineage: Eukaryota; Viridiplantae; Streptophyta; Magnoliopsida; Asterales; Asteraceae.
UUACAUGCAUAUUCAAUAGAAGCAGGCACCUAGCAAAUCUUGAUAUAUCAAUCUAUAUAGUCAUGGCAAGUUUGAAAUGUGUUGCGAUUUUUGUCAUGGUUGCAUUGGCAUUACAGUUAGCCGAUGCUCAACUUCCAGGACUCCAAAAUCUCAUCAAUAUCUCUGGAUCAGUAUCAUGCUCUCUUAAUGGUAGCGUCAUUGUUAAUGCCACCACCCCAACCCCUCCAUUCCCAAAUGCUUUGAUUGAUGUAUCAUGUGGUGGAAAUGUGAUAUCCUCAGCCAUGACCAAUGGAUCGGGAAUGUUUGGCAUAACUCUAAAUCCGCUUCAAUUUCCUCUGAGCAACCUUCUGUCGCCGAAUUGCAUUGUACGUGUUGUUACACCACUCUCCAAUUGCAGCACAACACUGCCAUCAACAGGAAGUCUGCAAUCCCCAAUACAAUUCAUCGGCACCACUGUUCAAGGCCCCAUCAAUAUUUUAAAUUUAGCGCCUGCAGCAUUCCAACUCAUCGGCAAUUGAUCAUAUAUAAUGUCAUAAUGUACCAUCCAAUAAAUAAACUAUUAAGGAAUUAAACAUCCUUAUAUAUGUUUUGAUCCUUGCUUUAUACA